CCAGUGGGCUUUCACAUCUGCAUGACCAUGAUCCAGAUAAGCUGCAUCGUAUAUAUGUUCCUGCUCGUCUCCAUCACUGGAGCUGUUGAGAGCAACAUCGUGGCUGGGAGGGUUGCAAAGCCCCAUUCCAGACCCUACAUGGCAUCACUCCAAUUUAAUGGAGCACAUAUAUGCGGUGGGAUACUUAUUAGAGAGGACUUUGUUCUGACUGCUGCACACUGCAAAGAUCCUCAAGAAAUGAUGGUGGUGCUUGGAGGCCACAACAUUAGUGCAACAGAAAAAACUCAGCAACGGAUUGAAGUGGCCAGAUACCACCAGCAUCCAAAGUUCACGGGACAAUAUGAAUAUGACAUCAUGUUACUUCAGCUGAAAAAAAUGGCCAAGCUCAAUAAGUAUGUGAAGACUAUUGGAAUACCCAACAAAAAUGGAAAAACUCCUGCAAACAUCAACUGUGCUGUAGCUGGAUGGGGAAGAACUAGAGAAAACAUGCCUCCUUCAGAUGUUCUGAGGGAAACUACAGAGAAAAUACAAUUCAACUUUGAGUGUAAAAACAUCUGGGGCAUAUAUUUUAACAGUGAACAUAUGAUGUGCACCAAGUUCGACAGAAAGAAGGGGGGAGUGUGUCAGGGUGAUUCUGGUGGACCACUUAUAUGCAACAAGAAGGUUGAAGGUAUCACAGCUUACACCAAGGAAGAUGACUGUUCUAAUCCACGUUAUCCUCACGUCUUCACCAAAGUGAAUUACUUCAGUUCUUGGAUCAAGAAAGUCAUGAAGCCAUCAGUGAAUGUUGCAUGAGUGUUUACUGACUGCUCGGUCAGUAAACACUCAUGCAACAUUCUGGCUGGCUGGGGUGUGAUGGUCAAGGUGGCGUCCAGCCUCCUUUGCUUGGCUGAGAAGGAGUCUGAGGUUCAUCCAAGCUCCUCUUUCUCUGGUG
This is a messenger RNA of Salarias fasciatus (jewelled blenny), 934 nucleotides long. RefSeq names its product granzyme B-like. Gene Ontology annotation, biological process: proteolysis. The transcript is spliced from 5 exons. Bases 22 to 795 code for a protein of 257 amino acids. NCBI's taxonomy places the organism in Eukaryota, Metazoa, Chordata, Actinopteri, Blenniiformes, Blenniidae. The record is from RefSeq and is a predicted model, not a curated record. Gene Ontology annotation, molecular function: serine-type endopeptidase activity.